CCUCUCCUGCCCUUGCUCGCGCAGCCAUGGCGGAGCCGUCGGCGGCCACUCAGUCCCCGUCCGUGUCCUCGUCGUCCUCCGGGCCCGAGCCUUCGGCGCCCAGCGGCGGGAGCCCUGGAGCCUGCCCCGCCCUGGGGGCGAAGAGCUGCGGCUCCUCCUGUGCGGAUUCCUUUGUUUCUUCCUCUUCCUCUCAGCCUGUAUCUCUAUUUUCGACCUCACAAGAGGGAUUGAGCUCUCUUUGCUCUGAUGAGCCACCAUCAGAAAUUAUGACUUCCUCCUUUUUUUCAUCUUCUGAAAUGCGUAACAAUGACCUUACAAUACUACAUGGAGAAAAAAGCAAAGUGUCAGGCAGCCAGGCUAUUUUAGCCAAAGAAGGAAAAGACUACUUGGCUCUCCUAGAUGUGAAAAAGAUGGAAAGGCCUCAAGAGACCAGUAGAGACCUAGCAGACUCCCCAGUUGCUGGGGCAGAAGGAGUUCAAUGUGACCGUCCUUUCGUUCCGGCCAAUUUCCCAGAUCGUCCUGCUUUUCUCUCCAAGGAAAUCGGUCUGCUGGAACAGCAAAUAGAAAAAGAUCAAGAGUCCAAGAGCCCAAAUGAGGUACCAAGUACAGACGGUAAAGCUGGCUUGGAUGCUGAUGACAAGUUCACUUUGCUAACAGCUCAGAAACCAGUGACCCAGCAGUCUAAGGCAGAAGGCAUUUGUAAAUAUUCCUUGUCCCCAGCUGAAGUUUCAGGAGGUGGUAUUCUUGAAAAGGAUUCCCCUGAGUCACCAUUUGAAGUCAUUAUUGACAAAGAAGCGUUUGACAAAGAAUUUAAAGAUGCAUAUAAGGAGAGCACGAAUGAUUUUGGUAGCUGGGCAGUGAGCACUGAUAAAGAAACAUCUGCAGACAUUUUAGAGUCUAAAGACAAAGUAUUUCCACUGAGAAGCAAAGAGGCAGGGCGUUUCCCAACCUCUGCCUUGCUCACUAGACAGUUUUCACGUACAACUGCAGCACUGGAAGAAGUGUCUAGAUGUGUGAAUGAUAUGCAUAACUUUACUAAUGAAAUACUGACUUGGGAUUUGGUUCCCCAAGCAAAAGAAGAGAGCAAUAAGUCUGACUACAUCACAAAAACCACAGGACUUGACAUGAGUGAAUAUAAUUCAGAAAUCCCAGUUGUAAAUCUUAAAACUAACACUCACCAGAAAAUUCCCGUACGUUCUAUUAAUGGGAGCACUCCCAUCAGUAAAUCAGCAGAUGAUUGGGGACAGCAGUCCCUCCCACAAGAAAAUGCUAACAUUGACAAACCUAUACCAGAGUCCACGAAGGAAGACGUCAGUAUUAAAGGUGUGGGAGGCCGUGUGCAGAAACAAGGUAACAUGGCUUCAGAGUUCCCUAGAUCUCCCACCAAGAAUGGGGUCUCUCUGGGUUCUGGAGUGGCUGCUGUGAAAGUGGUUUUACCUGAUGGCCACCUGAAAGGUGAAAUGAACUGGCAGACCUCUGUGUUAGGAGAGGUGACAGAAGCUGAUAGUUCCGGUGAGUCUGAUGACACAGUAAUAGAGGACAUCACAACCAGUAUUUCAUUUGAAGGAAACAAAAUUCAGGCUGAAAAAUCUGUUCCCAGUCUAAGUGCAAUUGUAAAAAGAAAUGAAAGAGAAAUUGAAGAGAUUUUCGAUUCCAAUAGGGAAAACAAAACCUGUGAAAACUUUGAAGGGCCAGUCAGUGACCUUGAGGCAGCACAAGUUCAGCCUGAUAUUCCUGAAAAGAGUCCAGUUGGUGAGGCAGCAUGUUCACAAGUACCUGAUCUGAAAGUCAUGGCAGAAGAUGUGAAGCAGUCAGUUAGUAUGAGUAAAGUUGCUUCUGAAAAACGUGUUGCAGCUGAGAACCCAAAGCAUCCUUCAGGUGUAUCUCCAGGUGUUCUGCAGGAGACAAAAUUCUCAUUAAAUGUGACAACCUCUGCCUAUUUGGAGCCAUUACAUGAAAAAAGCGUUAAAGAUGUAGAUGAUUCCUCCCCAGAGGACCUAAAAGCGGCCUUUACAGAAACCAGAGAGAAAGGAAUCCUAGGUAAAGGUGAAGGAAAUGCCUUCGAGGCAACAUCAGAGAAGAGUAGGGACUUUAAAACCAGUCUUGCUUCGAAAGUCUUGCAUGAAAAUGAGUCAGGUGGUUCUGAAAUUAAAGACCAAAGAAGCAAACACAUGGAACAAAACAAAGAAAUAAAUGGAAGUGAGAUUCUGGGUGUUUUCCCUGCCCAAGGUACUCCAGUAGCAUCUCUAGACUUAGAACAGGAAGAGCUCACAAUCAAAGCCCUUAAAGAAUUGAGUGAAAGGAGGGCUGAGAAAUCCGCUUCUGUACGAGGUGAUGUAGAGUCUCCUCCUGAAGAAACACUUGAGCACAUUCCGGAAUCCUCCUGGCUUCAGAGAGCCUGUGAUGUCCCAGAACACAUGGAAGUUAACCCUGGAUCUGAUCUUGGGGUUUCCAAGAAGCCCACAAUGGUCAAAGAAACUACUAGGGCAGAUAUUAUUCCGAGCCUUAGUAAGACUGAAGUGGUAAACAAGCAAGUCCUAGCAAGACUUCUGACGGACUUCUCAGUGCACGAUCUGAUUUUCUGGCGAGAUGUGAAGAAGACUGGAUUCGUCUUUGGCACCACACUGAUCAUGCUGCUCUCGCUGGCCGCUUUCAGUGUCAUCAGUGUGGUUUCUUACCUCAUCCUGGCUCUUCUCUCUGUCACCAUCAGCUUCAGGGUCUACAAGUCUGUCAUCCAAGCUGUACAGAAAUCAGAAGAGGGCCAUCCAUUCAAAGCCUACCUGGACGUGGACAUCACUGUGUCCUCAGAAGCUUUCCACAAUUACGUGAGCGCCGCCAUGGUGCACAUCAACAGGGCCCUGAAGCUCAUUAUUCGUCUCUUUCUGGUGGAAGAUUUGGUUGACUCCUUGAAGCUGGCUGUCUUCAUGUGGCUGAUGACCUAUGUCGGUGCCGUUUUCAAUGGAAUCACCCUUCUGAUUCUUGCUGAGCUGCUCGUUUUCAGUGUUCCGAUUGUCUAUGAGAAGUACAAGACCCAGAUUGAUCACUAUGUUGGCAUCGCCCGCGAUCAGACCAAGUCAAUUGUUGAAAAGAUACAAGCAAAACUCCCUGGAAUCGCAAAGAAAAAGGCAGAAUAAGUACAUGGAAACCAGAAAUGCAACAAUUACUAAAACACCACUUAAUAGUUAUAACGUUAUUACUUGUACUAUGAAGGAACGUGCUCAGUGUCAGCUUGAGCCUGCAUUCCAAGCUUCUUUUUCUUAAUUUGGUGUUUUCUCCCCUCCUUUCCCUUUACCUUCAGUAUCAAGCACAAGAAUUGUUGGACUGAGAAAAAGAACUGAUAUCUUAGGACCCAAAAGAAUAAAGAAAGAAUCUAGUAGGAUAAAUCAGAACCUUAAUGGUGGUGGGGCUUUUACUUGGAGCUUGAAAGGGGAGAGGUUGGAGGUCAAGGAGAAAAUAGAGACAAAGCACUGCUCUUGGAUUCUGCUAUCCAGUUUUCAAGGACUAGUCUGACACAGCUUCCCAUCAGAGUUUUACCCUUAUUUUUAAGUUAAGAAAUAAUGAUUAACUUAUGAGGAAAUUAUCCGGGGACAAGCAUGGGAUUCCUUCCCACGGGUCUUUGGCAGCUCCUGACCACGUCUUCCCGCCCACAGCGUGAGCUGCUGCUCCUGACAUUCCACUUCUUCACGUAAUGACAGAACUUCCGAGUCUAUGAAUAACUUGUAGGUGACAGUGCGCAUUUCCAAUGCCCAGAAUGCCGUCUGGCAACCAGGAAUGGAGCCGGAAGUGGGGUGUGACAGCCUGCCCUCUCCCGCUCAUCCUAGGAAGGAAAGUUCCCGCCAUUUGGGAGGGUGGUGUCUGUGUCACUUCUUGUGGGCACCAGUUCUGAGCUUCAGUUUGAGAACUCAUUCCUGAAUGUGCUUUUCUCCCUCCCCUGCCCACCUCACCUCGAGUUUAAUAAAUAUGGUUGUACUUUUCUUAUUAUGAAAUAAAUGUCUGUAACUGCUGUG
Messenger RNA from Suricata suricatta (meerkat), 4007 nucleotides. RefSeq names its product reticulon 3 (gene RTN3). Gene Ontology annotation, cellular component: postsynaptic density; neuron projection. Gene Ontology annotation, biological process: endoplasmic reticulum tubular network formation; brain development; neuron differentiation. Bases 27 to 3134 code for a protein of 1035 amino acids. The transcript is spliced from 9 exons. NCBI's taxonomy places the organism in Eukaryota, Metazoa, Chordata, Mammalia, Carnivora, Herpestidae. The record is from RefSeq and is a predicted model, not a curated record.